Dacryopinax primogenitus is the source of this 2603-nucleotide messenger RNA. Its product is annotated as glutathione-disulfide reductase. Gene Ontology annotation, biological process: cellular response to oxidative stress; cell redox homeostasis; glutathione metabolic process. Gene Ontology annotation, cellular component: cytosol; mitochondrion. The transcript is spliced from 11 exons. Lineage: Eukaryota; Fungi; Basidiomycota; Dacrymycetes; Dacrymycetales; Dacrymycetaceae. Gene Ontology annotation, molecular function: NADP binding; glutathione-disulfide reductase (NADPH) activity; flavin adenine dinucleotide binding. The record is from RefSeq and is a predicted model, not a curated record. Bases 175 to 1593 code for a protein of 472 amino acids.
UAGUGUCCCUCAUCCUUUUCGCUAUUUAUGCGCCUGCUGUCGUCCACGUCCAGACUGCUCUCAUCUCACUCCCAUCCCUCUCAGAUAACGACAUCAAAGUUGACAAGCUCAGCUGCUGCUGCAUAUAGACUUCGUUCGAUCUCUCGUACAUUCACCACCACCACUCCAGAAAAAAUGGCCCCGAUCGAAAAGUCGACGUCGAACGAGAAGUAUGACUUGAUUAUCCUCGGUGGAGGAAGCGCCGGCAGUGGGGCCUCGCGCCGAGCGGCGAUGUAUGGCAAAAAGGUAGCUGUCAUCGAGAAGGAUGGCAAGCUAGGUGGGACUUGUGUCAAUGUUGGAUGUGUGCCGAAAAAGCUCAUGUGGCAUGCCGCUGACAUGGCGGAGCGUCUGCGUGCCGCCGCGUCCUACGGAUAUCCGGACGCAGGGGCUCUGAGCCAAGAGUUCAACUGGGAGUACUUCAAGAAGAAGCGCGAUGCCUACGUGCACAUGUUGAACGGCGUGUACGAGCGCAACUUCAACAAGGAGGGUGUGGAAUUCCAUGAUGGGUUCGCCUCCUUCGUCGACCAGCACACCGUCGCCGUCAAGCGCCGUGACGGCACUGUCGAUCACAUGACUGCCGAUACGUUCUACAUCGCUGUCGGCGGGCGACCGGGCAUCCCUAAGGACGUGCCCGGUGCAGAGCUGGGCAUAACCUCAGACGGGUUCUUCGAGCUCGAGCACCGCCCGAAGCGUGUCUGUGUCGUCGGCGCGGGGUACAUCGCAGUUGAGCUCGCUGGGAUCUUCCACACCCUCGGAAGCGACGUGCACCUAAUGAUCCGGCACGAAAAGGUUCUGCGCACGUUCGACCCGAUGCUUCAGGAUGUCUUGACCGACUGGCUUGUCCACACCGGUGUCGACCUGCACAAGAACACCCUCGUAACCAAGGUUGAGGGCCAGAAGGGUGGGCCGCUCACCGUCUUCACCAAUGACGGGAAGAGCGUCGAAGUAGAUUGUCUCCUCUGGGCUAUUGGCAGGCACCCAAGCACCGAGAGCCUCAACCUGGACAAGAUUGGCGUGAAGGUUGACGAGAAGGGCGAUGUUAUCGUGGAUGAAUUCCAGAAGACGUCUGUUGACCACAUCUAUUCCAUGGGUGACUGUGCGGGCAAGUACCUCCUUACCCCUGUCGCGAUUGCCGCUGGGCGAAGGACGUCGAACCGCCUGUACGGUGGUCCCCAGUUCAAGGACGACAAACUGUCGUACGAGAACAUCCCCACUGUUGUCUUCUCUCACCCGCCCUGUGGUACUGUUGGCCUCACUGAGCCGGAGGCUCGUAAAAAGUACGGCGACGCGAACAUCAAGAUAUACAAGACAUCGUUCAAGGCGAUGUACUUUGGCAUGUUCAACGACGACUCGCACAAGGAGCCCACGUCGUACAAAGUCAUCUGCGUUGGUCCAGAGGAGAAGGUCGUCGGCAUCCACAUCAUCGGCAUGGGGAGCGAUGAGAUGAUGCAGGGCUUUGGUGUCGCUGUCAGGAUGGGAUGCACGAAGGAGGACCUGGAUAGGACCGUCGCUAUCCAUCCGACGUCGUCUGAGGAGCUUGUCACCCUCCGAUAGACGAUUAAGCGCUCGCUCAUCUUGCUCGUAUGUAGCACAGUAUGCGUACCCUCAGUCAAUAUGUAGAAGUAGAAAUGGUAUCAUUGAAUGACAAUUGAAUGAAACAAGAGGGAGAAGCUCAUCCAGGUACUAGUACAAGGAAGACGUAACCGCUUGAACCCGGGAAUGACCUGGCGACGCGACUAUGCAUAUCAUACCGGCACUGCUCUAGCGGGAGGUAGGGGCGAACGGAAUACAAGGACAGAGGAGGGGGGAGGACCGGAAAGCAUGAUAAUGACCAUCCCUUGAAUGCACGCACGCUCAGCAGCACUUCUGUUGCUGUUUCGGCUCCUGGCUCGGCGUAACGGUGAUGCUCUCCCCUCCUGAUGGCCUUAUUGCGUCUGCUGACGUCUCAAGUGCCUUGCUCGAUACGAUGUGGUAGAUGUCGGUCAAGAUGGUCUGGAAGGCUGCCUCGACAUUCGUCGCGUCCAGCGCAGACGUUUCGAUGAAUGACAGACCGUUAUCAGUGGCAAACUGCUUCGCUUCGUCCGUCAAGACUGCCCGUAGGUGCUUGAGAUCGCUCUUGUUUCCAACAAGCAUGAUAACGAUGUUGCUGUCCGCAUGAUCUCUCAACUCCUUGAGCCAUCUUGCUACGUUCACAAAUGUCGCGUGCUUGGAAAUGUCGUACACCAACAGCGCGCCUACUGCGCCGCGAUAGUAGGCAGCAGUGAUAGCGCGAUACCGUUCCUGUCCAGCAGUAUCCCAUAUCUGCGCCUUGACCACCUUGCCAUCAACAUUGAUUGUCCGUGUCGCAAACUCGACACCGAUUGUGGACUUUGAGUCCUGGUUGAACUCGUUCCUCGUGAAUCGCGAGAGCACGUUCGAUUUGCCGACUCCAGACUCCCCGAUUAACACGAUCUUGAAGAGAUAGUCAUAGUUGCUGCCCUCAGCCAUCGUUUUGUCCUUUUAGUAGAUUUUGAAUACUUGGGGGUUCGUUGCAAAUGGUAAGAGUCAAAAGUAAACGCAGUUAG